Molecule: messenger RNA, 1627 nt
Organism: Aspergillus eucalypticola CBS 122712
Lineage: Eukaryota; Fungi; Ascomycota; Eurotiomycetes; Eurotiales; Aspergillaceae
Product: monocarboxylate transporter
Exons: 3
Coding region: 1-1281 (426 amino acids)
Biological process (GO): transmembrane transport
Cellular component (GO): fungal-type vacuole membrane
Molecular function (GO): transmembrane transporter activity
Source: RefSeq, a predicted model, not a curated record
AUGGAUACAGAGUUGUCGGUCUACUCAACAUUCUCCGAGGAAACCACCGAGCAAGAAGAUGAUAGUAUAUACUAUCCGGAAGGAGGUCUCCAAGCAUGGCUGGUGGUCUUCGGCGCAUGGUGCGCUAUGGUCCCAGCCUUGGGCUUGAUGAAUACUGCGGGGACGCUCCAUAUCUGGACCAGCACCCAUCAGCUCAGAGACUACCCAGAGUCGAGCUAUGGCUGGAUUUAUGGUGCAUAUGGAUUCUUCCUUUACUUUGCAGGAGCCCAAAGUGGGCCAAUCUUGGAUACAUGGGGCCCAACCUACAUCAUUCUUCCAGGGUCCAUCGGCAUGGUAGUAUCGUUGGUAUGCUUCAGUGUUAGUAAAGAAUACUAUCAGAUCUUUCUGUCUUUCAGCGUCUUGGGAGGAAUAUCGGCUAGUGCUCUGUUUACUCCGGCUGUUGCAGCAAUCGGCCAUUGGUUUAACGUCCGUCGAGCAUUUGUCACUGGACUUGCUUGCACAGCAGGUGGACUCGGAGGUGUGAUCUUCCCUGCAAUCAUCUACUUCAAUGCGCCAAAGAUCGGAUUCGGCUGGUCGAUCCGGAUCAUAGCACUCCUGAGCCUCGUCCUCUGUGCUAUCGGGUGUCUUCUGAUCAGGACCCGCCUACCCCUCGGCAAAGAAACCGGAGGCAGUGCGCUAGCAGAUUUCAAAGCAUUGAAAGAUCCCAAGUACGCCGUCACUACAGCCGCAAUAUUUCUUGCUGACUUCGCCGUGUUCGUACCAAACACAUACCUGUCUUCAUAUGCAGUCCACGUCGGGUUGAGCAACACGGUUUCAUACUUGCUGCUUGUCUUCCUGAACAUCGGACUGAUCCCUGGCCGUCUGUUACCGGGUCUAGCUGCUGAUCGCUUAGGGAGGUUCAACAUGAUGGUUGUCACCUCCCUUGUAUGCUCAAUAUUGACCCUUGCAUUGUGGUACAAGUCUGGAAGUAGCUUGGGCGCAAUUGUCUGUUAUGCCGUACUGUUUGGCUUCUGGAGCGGAGCUGCCAUGAGUCUGUCCCCGGUCUGUAUCUCACAGAUCUGUGCAACCGAGGACUACGGAGCGCGGACGGGCACAACGUAUACCAUCGCCAGUCUCGGCGUACUCACGGGGAUUCCGAUCGCCGGAGCAAUCAUCCAGCGCGAUCAUGGGCAGUACGGCGGGCUCAUCAUCUUCGCGGGUGUGCUGUAUCUCGCGGCAGCAGCAGUGUUUGCCUUAGCUCGGGGGAUUUGCAGGGGUUGGUCGUUGAAGACCCGGUUCUGACCAGGGUUCUCGCUCGGAGAAGAGCUUAGCCAGUCUCAGCCAUCCCGGGCCUGCCCCGUGCGUGGCUUAGCAGGGCUGAGUGGAAGCAUCACUGCGAUAAGCAGCGUACCAUACAUGAAAACAGGUAGUGCGGAGUUCAAGCAACAGCCUCUCUUGCCGUUAUUUGGUUUUGUUGACAGGUGGAAGGUUCCGUGUAACCGAAGCAAAAUAUCCUUCUAGGUGACAGUGUGUCCAAGGAGCAGACCAGCCCGUUAGUUCCCUAACUAGUGCCUAGCAUCCCUGUCGAGCUCAGCUCCGCGAACUCAGCGGUCUGGUCGUUGAGCCUCCAUAACAGUGUCAAUAGCAG